AGUUAAUGGACGAAGCAACUCCCAUGAAAACUGUCCGUCUCACACACAUCAGGUGUGCUAUUAUUCUUUGUGAAAUUAUUUACAGAGGUAAAAGAUAAUUUGAAAAAGUUAGCCUUUUGCAGCAAAAUUUGAUUAAUCUUCUUGACUUCGUCUUAAAAAGACGCUUUAAGUAAAAAGUAACUAAAAGUUGUUACAACUAGGGGAAGCUGUUGCUGCCCGCUCCCUAACUCUAAGUUGUUGACACAUGUAAUCGUAUUACUAAUAUCCUAGUUACAAACAUGGUAAAUCGGCCAUGAUACAUAGAUUUAAUUUAAAUUUGAAAGCGAAAUUAUAAUUUUGAUCCUUUGAAUGUGUAAACGAUUUUAAGUCACCACAGCUAUUAAAUCUAUAUGUCAGCGCAAAUAAUACAUUUAUUAAACUAAUACUGCUGUCUUUGAACUUCACUCUAACAACAGCUAAUAAAUUCCUUACACUAACUAAUUUAAAUUCGUUUUAUUUUUAAUUUUUUGUAACGCUAGUUGCUUAAAAAUUGUUUGAAGUAUAUGUAAUUUUUCUACUUCCAUUUUAUUCAGAUGGCUAAUCUUCUAAAGCAAGCUAAUUCUGAUAUGGAAAAUUUUGCUAUCAAAGAAGAUAACCUGAAAGACUUUUCAAAGAAACAAAGAAAAUCUUUAUCAACAAAAAAUUGUCAUAAAAGGGCUGAAGAAUUAAACCUCCUUACUGAAAUCAGUGUCCAACCAGAGAUUGUGCUGCCAGAUACAAAGAUAGGAUCUCAAAGUAUUUCAUAUGAAGACUUUCUGCAGCAAAUUUCAAAAGAUGAAACAAGCACCAAAAAAUCUAAAAGGAAGGAUGAGUUGAAAAAAGUAGACACAGUUGUUGAUCAGACUAAGAGAUCAUUCUCUUUGAAAAAAAGUGGCCCAUCAAUAAAUAAAUCAGUGAAGUCACAAGAAGAAUCAAAAACUAAUCUGAAUGGAUCAGCCGUAUCUUAUUCAGACUUCCUGAAUCUGUUCAAGCCUCCCCCCAG
Lymnaea stagnalis (great pond snail) is the source of this 1021-nucleotide messenger RNA. NCBI's taxonomy places the organism in Eukaryota, Metazoa, Mollusca, Gastropoda, Lymnaeidae. The record is from the annotation of a GenBank genome assembly.